CCCUCAGCAAACCACCACAAGUGGCGUACCAUCCCGUCUGUGCUUCGCCAAAAGAAACCCCUCAAGGAUCUCCCCAGCACGUGAAACCCAGCCGUGGGGGAAGGAGGUGUGGACUGGGGGACGGGAGACGGAGAAUUGCCCCCCUCCGCCAGACCCCAGCGAGCCCAGGUCGAACAGGACCCUGAAUUCCAAACUCACCUUCCCUGACCUUGGAGAUCUUCAACGGGUACGUGGCUUGCCACGAAGACCGAACCAGGGAAACCUCUGUUCGCCCCCGAACAGCCUGUGUAUCAGAAAUCUGUCGAUCUUCCCCAGACUCUUCCACGAUCCCCGGUCGUCUCCGCGCCCCGCACUUGGAAGCGGGAAGAAAGAAAGACGGAAGAGCUCGGCUAAUAGUGUACAUAGACGAACAGACCUCGAGAUGGUAACCGCAGUAAUACCAAGGUGGUAUGGUAUAGGCAGGGUAGGCACUUAUACCAGCGCAAGUCCCAACCAACUGCUCGACCAGGACCGAGUCGUGCGAGUCAAGUCAAACAAAACACAACACAAAAAAAAAAAAAAAAAAGAGGAACCCCCUCCGUCAUCGCGCGCAACAAAAGUGGUGCAACUUCAACCGGGGGGACAGGGGGAGAAGGCAGGGGGGGUUACAGCAACGGCAUGGUCCCCCCCAUAUGUCGUGCAUCGGUCGCACAACCACACCACACCAACAACGGCGUCUGCGCAUGUAUGUCCAUGUAUGUACUCCACAGACAAGCGGUCAGCCGCCGUGCCGUCCUGUCUUAAGAGGUAUGUGUGUGUGCGUCUGUUGUGCAGCACGCAAAGGCCGCACGAAUCAGUUGCCGGCAUGCGGCAUUGGAGUGGCCGACUUCGGCAAUCUGGACGCCGAACAGACACACCCACACACACACUCACACCAGACGGAAGGCGGUUGGUGGGGGGGAGAUGGAAGGGAAGAGGGGGCGGGGUCGGUGUUGAGACAAAGGGUGAAUCCGGGAUGGACUCGGCAGGCAAGGGAUGGGGUAUGGGAAGGGUAAGGUGAGGACUGAGGCAGGCAAAGAGGUAAAGGUGUUCUCGGUGGCGGUGGGGUUUGGGGGGGUUCAACCGUCACGAUGGGGAGCCUUU
Messenger RNA from Chaetomium fimeti, 1122 nucleotides. RefSeq lists its product as uncharacterized. The record is from RefSeq and is a predicted model, not a curated record. NCBI's taxonomy places the organism in Eukaryota, Fungi, Ascomycota, Sordariomycetes, Sordariales, Chaetomiaceae. The coding region runs from base 422 to 1039 and encodes 205 amino acids. The transcript has a single exon.